AACAUUAAUUAAAUAAUGGUCAUGCCGGAUGUAUUAAAUUCAAAUUGUUCAUCAUCAUCAUUAACAUCUAAUAAUCAAUCAUCAACAAUGAUUAAUCACCAUCAUCAUCAUCAUCCAAUGUCAUCAUUAUCAACGACCGAUGAAUAUAGUAGUCGAUAUUCAUCAUUACAAGAUAGUGAAUCAUUAAAAAGUGCCAUAUUAGAUUCAUUUCGAAUGCAUUGGAUACAGGCAUGGUCUAUUAUGGAAUGUAAAAUUCUUAAUGAUAUUACAAUCGAUGAUUUAUCAAGCAUUGUCAAUCAUAUUGAACAGAUGAUUUCGUUAUUAAUGGAAGAAAAUGUGAAUGAUGUACGUACAGCUGCUAGUAUGAGCGAUAUUAAAACUGAGCAUACAUCAUCAUCGACAACAUCGGAAAAUAGUAGCCAUCAUAGUUGUAGCCAUAAUGCGAAUAAUUCUAUGAUAAUUGAAUCAUCCAAUACCUCAUCACUAAGUCCAUUGAUGGAAUUUCUAUCAAAUGAAUCAAUUUUAGAGAAAAUAUUUCAAUGGUCAGAAAUGUCCGGUGAAUGGAAAAAUGCCAUGUAUCUGGAACAAUUAAAGCUCUAUGAAUUGUUAAUUAGUCAGUUGUGCCAAACCGAUAUUGUCCUAUUUAAGCCAUCAUUCUUUCAACCAUUGAUCUAUUUAUUAGAAUCAUUAUCAACAUUUUUAAUGACCAAUUAUACAAUGAUGAAUAAUUAUGUUGUUGAGAUUGAAAAACGUUUGGUCCUAUUGCUCAAUACAUUAUGCGUAAUAAUUAGCCAGAAUAAUCGUCUAUUAAAUGUAUUUAUUAUUAAUCAAAAAUAUUCUGCAAAAAUCAACAACCCAAAUACAAAAUUAUCUUCAUCGAAUGAUAUUUAUGAUGAUAUGAUAUUGAAUAGCAAUCAUCAUAAAACCGAUAAUACGCCACCGCCAAAACAACAAUCUAGUCUAGAUUCAUAUAAUCAAUCUACUACUCCAUACUGUGAUAAUGAACAAACGAACAAAAAUGAAGAAAAUGAUAAUCAAGAUGAUUGUGAAAAUUUUUCAUUUCCAUUAUUUUCAUUAUUGAUACAAUUCGUUCAUCGUGAUGGUCCAAUUGGACAACAAUCACGUGAUGCAAUAUUACUUUGUUUAGCCAUGUCAAGACAUGAUGAACGUUUAGCAUAUUUUGUUGCAAAUAAAACAGAUUUCUGUCCGAUAUUGGCCACCGGUUUAAGUGGACAUUUUUCAUCACUACCACGUGUAUUGAUUGCCGCUAAUAAUAAUGACAACAACAAUAAUAAUCAAUCAUUUUCUAUCAACAGCAAGAUUAAUACUGAACAAUAUCAAUCAUAUCAAUUCAAACAUGAACUGUUAACCAAUUCAAAAGAAAUUGAUCAUUUUUUAAAAUGUUUGGAUUUUUGCAAUGCUGUGGUACAAAUGUCUCAUCCAAUCAUACAAGUACAAUUGCUAAAAUAUACUUUUAAUGGUUUUUUAAUCUCCGUAAUUGGACCAGCAUUACAUCAGGAUGUGGCAAAUGUUUCUAUCAACGAUCUUGAAACAUUACCAUCAUAUUCGAACACUUUGGAUGAGAUUAUAACGACAACCGCCUAUCUGGAUCUAUUUAUUCGAACAACAAGUGAACCGAAAUUGAUACGAAUAUUUCUUGAAUUUCUUUGUUUUGAAGUUUAUGACAACAAUUUUAUUAUUUCAACAUUGAUCAAUCGUAUUACAGCUAAAUCAAAGUUAUCACUGGUAACAUUAAUAUUUUUCAAAACAUUAUUGGAUUUAAAUUGUGAAGAUCUACUUUAUGAACUAAUUUUCAAACAUCUAAUGCGUGGUCGACAUUUGAAAGAAGAAUCUCAUGUUGAAAACAAUAUGUCAUCAAAACAUUAUGCACAAAGUCAAUCAUAUCUAUCAUAUCAAAAAAAUUGGCUCGCCAUUUCUGCACAAAAAUUACUAUCAACUAGUAUAUCCUAUUACCUUAAUAGUCUAUGUCCACAUCAAAUGAAUAUUGAGGUUGAAUCAAUUUCGUCAAUCGAAUCAAAUUCAUCAAAAAAUUGUAAAUGUCAUUCUGAUUAUUUUCUUCAUUACAUCGAUUAUUUGAAUGAUGCCAGACAAAAUCUUGAACAAUGUCAUUUAGCAACAAAAACAUGGCGAAAUUCUUAUAAUGAACCAUGUCAUUUACUUAAUGAAGUUCAUGAUGAAAAUAUUAUAUUUUGUACGAUUGAUCGAAGCAAUCUAAACGGCAAUAAUAAUAAUAAUGUCAACGAUGAUAACAAUGAUCUUAAUCAUGAUGAUUGUGAUCAUAAACAACAACAUCAAUCAAUAAUGACGGCCAUGAUGGGUGACGAUAUUAUCGAUAUCAAUGAUAUUAUCACACAAAAUACAUUAUUAGCAAAGUUUUCACCCGGAUUUAAAAUGAAAAAUUGUUAUUAUGAUUUUAAAUUGAAAAAAAUUAACUAUAAAGUUGAAACAAAUAAGCCGUCAUUUUUUGGUAUGAUGAACAUCCUAUCAAACAAUAAUAAUGGUACUAAUAAUGAUUGGUCUGAACCAUCACCAAUCGGAUCAUUUUUAACCGUAUUAUUUAUGAAAUUUGAAAAAUUUUUUGAAAAUGAAGUCAUCACUAAUCUACAUUUGACUGGCCUCUUGACUAGACUUUGUCAUUUUCAUCAUAAAUUACUAUUAUCAUUAUUAUUUGAUGAAACAUUAUCUCGAACAAAAAAUGUACCAUGUUUUAUUCAUUUAGUACAAAAAUUAAGUAUUGAAGCUCAAAAUUAUUGUGAUGAAAUACCGGAUUUUGAGACAGUUUUUCAGGCAGCAAAGUCAAAUUUACAAUCAAUGCCAUUAGGAGAAGUUGAUUGCUCAUUAUUGGUCGGCAAUAAUAGUGGUGGUAGUACAAACCUUCGAUCAUCAUCAAACGCAUCCUCAUCGAACGAAACAAAUAAUACAGGAUCUCAACAUAAAGCGUUUGGGUUAUUAAAAAAUUUAUUUUUUCGCUCAACAAAUUCAUCAUCUUCAACAUCAACAACGUUGAAUCGUCGACCAAGUAAUGCAUCUAUUGUUUCAUCUACUGGGCAGAUGUUGGAAGUGGUUCCCGGUGGUAUCAGAUUCAUCAAUCAAACUUUAUUACAACAGCAACGAGAAAUUCGUGAACAACGUGAUCAAGCACAGAAUGUUAAUCGUUUCAAUCAACUUGUCUAUAAUCUAAUUGUAUUCGAUGAAUUUCUAAUGGAAUUAUCGGCCAUUCUUAUUGAACAUUCGUUGCGAUACAUUGAAAAUUGAUGGCAACAUAUCACCGAAUGAUAAUAAAUGAAAUACCUCACAAUAUAUGGAAUCAAUUGUUUUGAAAAAAAAUAAAAAUUUUCC
Dermatophagoides pteronyssinus (European house dust mite) is the source of this 3360-nucleotide messenger RNA. RefSeq names its product FHIP family protein AGAP011705. The record is from RefSeq and is a predicted model, not a curated record. Lineage: Eukaryota; Metazoa; Arthropoda; Arachnida; Sarcoptiformes; Pyroglyphidae.